AUGCCUUUCUCAAAGUUCAAGACUCCUGAGAAGUACAGAUACAACACUGGCCUUGGAUCGUAUCAAGAAUCUGAAGCCGUAGAAGGUGCUCUACCAAUAGCACAAAACACUCCCCAACAGCCGCCACUGGGCUUAUACACAGAGAAGAUCUCGGGCAGUGCCUUCCAAGCACCCAGGAGCGAGAACCAACAGACAUGGCUGUAUCGAAUCAUCCCCGCGGCCGUGCAUCAACCAUUUGAGCCGGAAACCUCAGACGAGAGCGCAGGGCCAACGAAGAAUUUCAAUUCAUACGACAACCUCAUCCGCGUCCCGACCCAGGUGCGAUGGGACCCAUUCGACAUCGACGAGAAAGCGGACUGGAUCCAUUCAAUGCGCCUGCUCUGUGGUGCGGGGGAUGCGGCGACGAAAUCUGGUGUGGGGUACUUUAUUUUCACGGCAGGACAGUCGAUGGAUCCGCAUUCAGCCUUCUUUUCGACCGACGGGGAGCUCUUGAUCAUCCUUCAGACAGGGGUACUCGAUAUUAAGACUGAGCUAGGUCAUGUUCUCGUGCGACCGUUGGAGAUUUGCGUCAUCCCCCGCGGGAUUCGGUAUAACGUGUCACUCCCUGAGGGCCCUGUUCGGGGCUACGCCCUAGAGCUUCAUCAGGGGGUCUUCACUUUGCCGAACCUUGGCCCCCUGGGAUCAUUCAGCCUCGCGAAUGCAAGAGAUUUCCAGAUCCCUGUCGCUGCAUACGAUGAUGACACUAGCCACGAAUACAAAAUCAUCAGUAAGUUCAACGGACAACUUUACGUAGCUAGACAAGACCACUCACCUUUUGACAUCGUCGCCUGGCACGGGUCAUAUUAUCCAUACAAAUAUGACCUGGGCCGCUUUAUGACGGUCGGAAGUAUCUCAUACGACCACCCUGACCCGUCGAUCUUCACAUUGUUGGCAUCGUCCGAAGGCGUGGCAGAGCUCGCCAUAUUCCCACCACGUUGGCUGGUCAUGGAGAAUACAUUCCGCCCGCCAUGGUACCAUCGAAACACCAUGGCGGAAUUCAUGGGCCUCAUUCAGGGUGAAUACGACGCCAGAACGGAUGGCGGUUUCCGACCAGGCGGCGCGAGUCUACAUAAUGUGAUGGUGGGACAUGGACCAGAUGCCGCUACGCAUGCGCGGGCGUCACAGACCCAGCUGGUUCCGGAAAAGGUCGGUGAGGGCAGCAUGGCAUUUGUCCUCGAGUCGAAUGUCUUGCUGGGCUUGAGUGAGUGGGCGUGGUCCAAGUCGGACAAGAGGCAGUUGAACUAUAAUGCACAGACGUGGAUGGGUUUGCAGAGCCAUUUCAAGAAGCCAGCAACGGCGAGAGUGAACUCGCCUUUCCUUGCUGGUAGAGAAGAAUUGAAUGAGGUUAAGGCGGCAAGAGUGAAUGGGCACUGA
Messenger RNA from Rhinocladiella mackenziei CBS 650.93, 1413 nucleotides. RefSeq names its product homogentisate 1,2-dioxygenase. Gene Ontology annotation, molecular function: homogentisate 1,2-dioxygenase activity. The record is from RefSeq and is a predicted model, not a curated record. The transcript has 2 exons. Gene Ontology annotation, cellular component: cytoplasm. NCBI's taxonomy places the organism in Eukaryota, Fungi, Ascomycota, Eurotiomycetes, Chaetothyriales, Herpotrichiellaceae. Gene Ontology annotation, biological process: L-phenylalanine catabolic process. Bases 1 to 1413 code for a protein of 470 amino acids.